This is a messenger RNA of Nerophis lumbriciformis (worm pipefish), 2226 nucleotides long. Lineage: Eukaryota; Metazoa; Chordata; Actinopteri; Syngnathiformes; Syngnathidae. The record is from RefSeq and is a predicted model, not a curated record.
AUGGCUUCGCCUUUCUUAUGGAAGCUGUCAUCCCAAAAGCUAGGUUUAUUCCUGGUCAGCUUUGGGUUUAUCUGGGGCAUGAUGCUGCUACACUUCACCAUCCAGCAGCGAGCCGGCCACGAAAACAGCGCUAUGCUCCGGCAACAGAUCCUGGACCUGAGCAAGCGCUACAUCAAGGCGUUAGCCGAGGAGAACCAAAGUGUUAUGGAUGGGCCUUAUGUGGGCACCAUGACUGCUUAUGACUUAAAGAAGACCCUCGCAGUGCUGCUUGAUAACAUCAUGCUGAGGCUGGCUAAGCUUGAGUCCAAGGUCGAGAACAUCUACAAUGGCACCGGAGGUAGUCUGACUAAUGGCUCCAGCACCUCCACGCCAAGCUCCACCAAUCCAGAAAAAGUUAAUGUGGCAGAUCUUCUAAAUGGAGCCCAGGAGAAGUGCGAGCUGCCGCCUUUGGAUGGAUUUCCUCACUGCGAGGGCAAGCUCAAGUGGAUGAAAGAGAUGUGGCGCUCUGACACUUGCUAUACGAAUUAUGGUGUGGAUGGAUCCACCUGUUCCUUCUUCAUUUACCUCAGUGAGGUGGAGAACUGGUGUCCCCAUCUGCCUUGGAGGACAAAACGCUUGAAUGAAGGCAUGGACCGGAGGGGGCAGGCAGAAAUCCGGACCAGUUUUGAGGACCUUUACCGUGUGAUGUCUCAGCGGGAGGAGUUCCGCUGGAUGAUGCUGAGGAUCAAACGUAUGGCAGAACCAUGGGUCCGUGCUAUUCGUUCAUUGGCUGCCAAGCAGAACCUGACCAAACGGAGGAAAAAAACGGUUCUGGUGCACUUGGGUCUCCUGACCAAGGAGUCAGGCUUCAAAAUAGCCGAAAAUGCCUUCAGUGGCGGUCCACUGGGUGAGUUAGUCCAAUGGAGUGAUCUUAUCACCACGUUGUACCUGCUUGGUCACGAUGUCCGCAUUUCUGCGUCCCUGGCUGAGCUCAAAGAGAUCAUGCGACGGGUGAUGGGAAAUAAGUCAAGUUGCCCCACUCAAGGUGACAAGGUUGUUGAGCUCAUAUACAUCGACAUUGUGGGCCUCACCCAAUUUAAGAAGACACUUGGACCUUCGUGGGUCCACUAUCAGUGCAUGUUGAGGGUGUUGGAUUCCUUUGGAACGGAACCAGAGUUCAACCACGCUCAUUACGCGCAGUCCAAAGGGCACAAGACACCCUGGGGGAAGUGGAACCUCAAUCCUCAGCAGUUUAACACCAUGUUUCCUCACACUCCAGACAACAGCUUCCUCGGAUUUGUGGUGGAACAGCACCUUAACGCCAGUGAUAUCAAACACAUUGAUGACAUCAAGAGACAAAAUCAGUCUCUAGUCUACGGCAAGGUCGACAACUUCUGGAAGGACAAGAAAAAAUACCUCGACAUCAUUCACAGCUACAUGGAAAUUCACGGCACUGUGCACGGCACCAGCACGGUGCACCUUCCAAGCUACGUGAGGAACCACGGCAUCUUGAGCGGACGAGACUUACAGUUCCUUCUCCGAGAAACCAAGUUGUUUGUGGGUUUGUCCUUUCCCUAUGAGGGGCCUGCACCCCUGGAGGCCAUCGCCAACGGAUGUGCGUUCCUCAACCCUAAAUUCAAACCACCAAAGAGCAGCAAGAACACAGACUUUUUCAAGGGAAAGCCCACCCUGAGAGAGCUGACCUCUCAGCACCCCUACGCUGAGGUUUAUAUUGGUCAACCCCACGUGUGGACUGUUGAUAUUAAUAAUGCUGCUGAGGUAGAAAGGGCAAUCCGCUCCAUCCUCAGCCAGAAGAUUGAGCCUUAUUUGCCCUUUGAGUUCACCUGUGAGGGGAUGCUGCAGAGAGUCAAUGCCUUCAUUGAAAACCAGGACUUCUGUCACGGCCAGGUGAUGUGGCCUCCGCUCAGUGCGCUGCAGGUCAAAAUGGCGGAACCGGGACGCUCCUGUAAGCAGGUGUGUCAGGAACAACAGCUCAUCUGCGAGCCGUCCUUCUUUCAACACCUCAACAAGGAAAAAGACCUGGCCAGGUUCGGCGUGGACUGCCAGACGGUGGAGUCCAGCGCGGACACGGUGGUCCCGGCCUACAGCGAAAGCCGCCGCCACUGCGUCUUUCAGUCGGACCUGCUACUAUUCAGCUGCGCCGGCGCUCACCAGUCGCUUCAUCGCAUCUGCCCCUGCCGCGAUUACAUGAAGGGCCAGGUGGCAUUGUGCAAAAGCUGCCUAUAG